AUGAUUGACUUCUCAAGGCUGCGCCAUAAGAGCAAAGGGGUCCGGGACAGCCUGUUGGCCAAGAUGGGGAGGGGGACGCCAAUGGAGGCGAAAAAUUCGAGCUUGGGCAAAAGGGUUUGGUCUGGGCAGGCAGAGAGAACGUUCGGAAACCGGGUGACCAUUACAGAGAUGUCGGCGGCCGUGAAUCCGUACUCUCUGAGGAGAUUCAAGACCGCAUCUGGUUUUUCAGGCGAUUUCAGCUGGAGUUUACUGGAGGCGCGGACGGCGGCGUCUGGGGCCAACCCGCAUGAGCUGACGAGGUAG
Molecule: messenger RNA, 303 nt
Organism: Striga asiatica
Lineage: Eukaryota; Viridiplantae; Streptophyta; Magnoliopsida; Lamiales; Orobanchaceae
Source: the annotation of a GenBank genome assembly